UUUAAUUUCUUUGGUUAAACAUGUCCGUAAGUAAAAUGCCCGAUGAUGCCGUCUCCCCCGCCAUAGCUGGCUGAUAGGGGGACACGCACCACUUGCGAUCGCUGAGACCACCACCACCACCAUCUACCACCUCACGCCACUCCUGCAGACGCAACGACGCAUUGCUCAUAGAUAUUAGGAGUCUAUUCAUCCUCUCGGUUUCAAGUCGUAAUAGGAGCCCGGAGCUCCUGUUACGUUGGACACGAUUCACCACUCGACCAACAGAGGCAUCCCCUCUUUACCUAACCAUCGCGAUGUCAAGCCCCUUUCACCGCCGACCGGCGUAUGACUACCAUUUCCUCCUUCGUCUCCGCGGGCCUCCGCAACUCCUACCCGCAAACCGUGCGGACGACGCCCGUCCGAUCCGCGUCGUCUGUCUCUCCGAUACGCACACACUAGAAUGGCCCGACGUGCCCGAUGGCGAUCUUCUCAUCCAUGCAGGCGACCUGUGCAACGACGGCAGCGUGCGUGAGCUGCAGGCCGCAGUCGACUGGCUGCGCCGUCUGCCGCACCGGCACAAAGUCGUCAUCUGCGGGAACCAUGAUAGCUACUUCGACGUGCGAUCACGACUGGACGAAGACCGCGAGAGCAACAACGGCAAGUCGGGCUCCUCCUUUGCCGCCAUCUCCUCGUCAACAGCGUCGAUCCGCUCCCUCGACGAUCUCGACGACAACCGUAUCGACUGGGGGGAUAUCCACUACCUACAACAUUCGUCCGUGACGCUCAGUUUUCCCAUAUCAUCAUCAUCAUCAUCAUCAUCAGCGACAGCGACGGCUUCAAGCUCCCUAACCGUCUACGGCGCCCCGCAAGUCCCGGCCAUCGUCCCCUUCGGCCCAGAACACGCCUUCACAUACCCCCCGCAUCACGACGCCUGGUCAGGCACCGUCCCCCCCUCGACCGACAUCCUAGUCACACACACCCCGCCCGCACAUCACCGCGACCUGUCGCCUACUUUCUCGACAGGCUGUCCCUCGCUGCUGGCCGAGUCAUGGCGCGUGCGGCCGGCCCUGCACGUCUUCGGCCACGUGCAUGCCGCGUACGGCGCCGAGCCGGUCUUCUGGGACGAGGCGCAGCGCGCAUGGGAACGGCUCUGCGCCGCGCGCCGCCCACGCGCGGCCGCCUUCUUCGCUGCCUCGUCGUCCUGGGUCGCGUACCGCUCGCUCCUCCUCGGCGUGCUGCGCGAUCUCGUCGACUUGUCGGGCUGGGUGGACGCCGCGCGCGUUCUGGUGUAUGGCGUGCUGGGGGUCGUCUGGGUGCGUGUUUGGGGGGGUGAGAAUCGUGGCGGAUGGAUGGUCAAUGCGGCGUGUAUGUAUGGCGACUCGGGCCGGCUGGGGAACAAACCAAGAGUGUUUGUUUUAUAGUCACCUUCGAGAAGAGUAUUCUAAAGUACCAUGUU
Messenger RNA from Penicilliopsis zonata CBS 506.65, 1435 nucleotides. RefSeq lists its product as hypothetical. The record is from RefSeq and is a predicted model, not a curated record. NCBI's taxonomy places the organism in Eukaryota, Fungi, Ascomycota, Eurotiomycetes, Eurotiales, Aspergillaceae. Bases 294 to 1400 code for a protein of 368 amino acids. Gene Ontology annotation, molecular function: hydrolase activity. The transcript is spliced from 3 exons.